AUGGCCAAGGGUGAGGCCGUCUUCUACGACUUCGUCGCACAACAACUCGAACCUGCGUUGGGACGCGCACUGCCGCAGAUGGAGGUGCGCUGCAAAGACCUCUCGCUCGUCGUGGAGGUGCCCGUUGUUCGCCAAGAAUCAAGCACCACUGCGUCCGAGCUGCCCUCCGUCUACAACAGCGUCAAGCGCGUCGUCCGCAAACUUGCCGCAACCAAGCACGUGACCCAGAGACACAUACUCAAUCGCGUGGACGCCGUGUUCGAACCGGGCACCAUCACGCUCGUGCUUGGACAACCCGGAUCCGGCACGUCGUCGCUCAUGAAGGUGUUGAGCGGCCAGCUCCCCAUGGAGAAAAACGUCGCCCUGCAAGGAGACCUCUCGUACAACGGGUGCACGUGGAAGGAGCUGCUGCCGAAGCUGCCCCAACUGGCCGCGUACGUCCCGCAGAGCGACAAACACUUUCCGACCUUGUCUGUGCAGGAGACGCUCGAGUUCGCCCAUGCAUGUUGCCCCCAGGAAGUGACGUCUCGACUUGGAAAGGAGAUGCUAUCGUGUGGCACGCCUGAGCAGAACGAGACGGCGCUGCGAGCUGCCGAAUCGCUCUACAAGAACUAUCCGGACGUGAUCGUGGAGCAGCUCGGUCUGCAGACUUGUCGUGAUACAGUAAUCGGCAACGCGUUGAAGCGCGGCGUGUCCGGCGGCGAGCGUCGGCGCGUGACAACCGGCGAGAUGGAGUUCGGCAUGAAGUACGCGACGUUCAUGGACGAGAUCAGCACGGGCCUGGACAGCGCGGCCACGUUCGACAUCGUCUGCACGCAGCGUGAUAUCGCCAAGAAGCUGCACAAGACGGUGGUGAUGGCGUUGCUGCAGCCUGCGCCGGAAGUGUUCGAGCUCUUCGACAACAUUUUGCUGCUGAACGAUGGCGAAGUUAUGUACCACGGGCCUCGAGAGCACGUGGUGCCGUACUUCGAGAGCUUGGGCUUUGUCUGUCCGCCGGACCACGACGUGGCCGACUACCUGUUGGAUCUGGGCACGGACCAGCAGUACCAGUACGAGGUGGCGAAGGCGAGCACCCACGCAUCCUUCUCCGUUCAGUCUCCUCGACUGGCGAGUGAGUUUGCGGAUCUGUUUCGCCAGUCGGAAAUUCACCAGCAAAUCAUGCAAACUCUGGACGCGCCUUGGAGUGACGAGCGUGUGCGUGAUGGCAAGGAGCAUCUGAUGAAGAUGCCUGAGUUCCGGCAGUCGUUUUGGGCCGGCACCCUGACUGUAAUGCGCCGGCAGAUGCUUCUGGAGCUUCGCAACACGGAUUUCAUGCGGGUUCGGGCGCUAAUGGUGGUUGUCAUGGGUCUCAUCUACGGCAGCACGUUCUUCGGGUUUGACCCGACAAAUGCUCAGGUGGCGUUGGGCGUACUGUACCAGACCACCAUGUUCCUGGCCAUGGGCCAGGCAUCUCAAACCCCAGUGUUUAUCGCAGCCCGCGAGAUCUACUACAAGCACCGGCGGGCCAACUUCUACCGCACUUCGUCGUUCGCGAUCGCGUGUCUGACGGCGCUGGUGCCAUCGGCUUUUGCCGAGUGUCUGGUGUUCAGCUGCUUCGUGUACUGGAUGUGCGGCUUCGUCGGUGGCGUGGGCUACUUCCUGUUCUUCCUGCUCUGCAUGGUUCUCACCAACCUCGCACUGUGCGCGUGGUUCUUCACGCUGACGGCCAUGGCCCCGAAUUUCAACAUCGCCAAGCCCUGCUCGACGUUCUCCAUUACGUUUUAUGUCGUCUUUGCUGGGUUCGUGGUGCCCAAGACGCAGCUUCCGGCCUUCUUCCUGUGGAUCUACUGGCUCAACCCGCUCGCGUGGUGUCUGCGUGCAGUUGCCGUGAACCAGUAUCGCUCGCCCAAGUUUGACGUUUGCGUGUACGCGGGUGAAGACUACUGCUCUCAGUACAACAUGACCAUGGGCGAGUAUUCGUUGUCGCUGUACGACGUACCGUCAAACAAGGCGUGGGUGUGGGGUGGCGUGUUGUUCCUGCUGUUCUCGAUCGCGUUCUUCGUGGUGGCCGGCAGCUACAUUCUCCAGCACAAGCGGUACGACGUUCCUGCUGCCACGGUGGCAGUUGUCGCCAGCUUCGUCGAUGACAAGGAAAAGAGCGAGCUGGACGACAUUCCGGAAGAGCAAGAGCAGCCAAGCCGUCCGGACGGAACAGCCAGCUACGUCAUGGUCGCCACUCCACGAGCUGCCUCAAGCUCACCAGCACAAGAAGAAGCGCCGUCAGACAUGGUCGUGGUAGACCUGCACGAGGAACAGGCAAGGUUUGUACCAGUCGCUUUGGCGUUCAAAGACCUCUGGUACUCCGUUCCUUUGCCCCACCACAGACACGAGUCUAUCGACCUACUCAAGGGCAUCAGCGGAUACGCUCUACCUGGUACCAUGACGGCGCUCAUGGGGUCGUCGGGUGCUGGUAAAACAACCUUGAUGGACGUGAUCGCUGGCCGCAAGACUGGAGGCACCAUCCAGGGCGAAAUUCUUCUCAACGGAUACCCCGCGACUGAGCUGGCCAUUCGACGAUGCACAGGAUACUGCGAGCAGCAGGACAUCCACUCGGAGGGGGCCACCAUCCGAGAGGCGCUCACGUUCAGCGCCUUCUUGCGCCAGGACAGUAGUGUAUCGGAGCGUGCCAAGUUGACGACCGUGGAGGAGUGUCUGGACUCGCUGGAUCUGCGCCCCAUUGCCGACCAGAUCAUCCGCGGUCGAUCGCAGGAGCAAAUGAAGCGCCUCACUAUCGGUGUCGAACUCGCGGCGCAACCGAGUGUGCUGUUCCUGGACGAACCCACCAGCGGCAUGGACGCUCACUCGGCCAAGGUGAUCAUGGACGGCGUGCGAAAUGUGGCGGACAGCGGCCGCACCGUGGUGUGCACGAUCCACCAGCCCUCGUCCGACGUCUUCUUCUUGUUCGACAGUCUGUUGCUGCUGAAGCGCGGCGGCGAGAUGGUGUUCUUCGGUGAGCUGGACAACGCGCAGCCCGACGACCGCGAGUGCGGCCACCUGAUCGACUACUUCGAGGCGAUCCCGGAGGUGGCGCGUUUGCCCGAGGGUCAGAACCCUGCGACAUGGAUGUUGGAGUGCAUUGGUGCUGGAGUGGCUGGAGCAGGCGAGAAGUCAACAGCGGACGCUGCCACAAACGUGGACUUCGUGCAGCACUUCCGCGAGAGCGCCGAGCAGCAGGCUUUGCUCAGUGGACUGGAUCGACCAGGGGUCACCUCGCCCUUAUCAGAUGUACCGGAGAUGAUUUUCAAGAGCAAGCGCGCCGCGAGCUCAGUUACGCAGCUGCGGAUGCUCGUCGCUCGCUUUCUGACGAUUUAUUGGCGCACUCCAUCGUACAACCUGACGCGUUUGAUGAUCUCGCUUUGCCUCGGCAUUGUCUUCGGCUUGGUGCUGGUGAACGGGGAGUACAGAACAUACCAGGGCCUCAAUGCCGCGGUGGGUGUCAUCUUCAUGACGACGCAGUACAACGGUAUCGCUGCCUAUGUUGGAACGCUACCGUUCACGGGCCAUGAACGUGAAUCGUAUUACAGGGAGCGCGCGUCGCAGACGUACGCAGCGCUCUGGCCGAUCCCGUACAUUUUCUUCAGUGGUUUCCUGUUCACCGCCCCCUUCUACCCGUUGAUGAGCUUCACAACCUUCACGACGUGGCUGCUGUACUGGGUCAACCUGUCGCUCUUCGUGCUCAUGCAGACGUACCUCGGCCAGCUCUUCAUCUACGCGUUGCCGAGCGUCGAGGUGGCGGCUAUCGUGGGCGUGCUGAUCAACGCCAUCUUCCUGCUGUUCGCCGGCUUCAACCCGCCCGCCGGAUCCAUCCCGAGCGGCUACAUGUGGCUCUACCACAUCACGCCCCAACGGUACUCGCUCUCCAUCCUCGUGGCGCUGCUGUUUGGCAACUGCCCCGAAGACCCGACGUUCGACGAAGCCACGCAGACGUACAUCAACGUGCGGUCGGAGCUGGCGUGCCAGCCGCUGCAGAGCACGCCGCUGUCCGUCGGCCACACGACCGUGAAGGGCUACAUCGCGGACGUGUACAACAUGAAAUACGACGAGGUGUGGAGCAACUUCGGGUGCGUCUUCAUCUUCCUCUUUGUGUUCCGCUUCUUGUCGCUGUUGGCGCUCCAGUACAUCAACCACCAGAAGAGAUAA
Messenger RNA from Phytophthora sojae, 4179 nucleotides. Its product is annotated as pleiotropic drug resistance protein ABC superfamily. Gene Ontology annotation, cellular component: membrane. The transcript has 2 exons. Bases 1 to 4179 code for a protein of 1392 amino acids. NCBI's taxonomy places the organism in Eukaryota, Oomycota, Peronosporomycetes, Peronosporales, Peronosporaceae. Gene Ontology annotation, molecular function: ABC-type transporter activity; ATP hydrolysis activity; ATP binding. The record is from RefSeq and is a predicted model, not a curated record. Gene Ontology annotation, biological process: transmembrane transport.